UAUCGCUCUAACAUUGUUCUUUGUUCCAGCUCUAGCAGAUCCCGGUUGCCAAAAAAUUAAUGUGCAUUUUUUUUACGGAACCGCGAGUUCGAGAGCCGAGCCACCAGCGUUAGGAUUGCCGAGAAAGCCCGCCAUUGCGCUGACCCGGUGAACGAGAAACGUUUUUUUCCCCCGCACCGUCAACGCCAGCAGUCCGAUUCACCGCUAUCCCGUUGCCUCGGCUGCCGCCAUCCUCCGGGUGAAGAUGUCUGUCUACAGCGACCUGGACCGCCAGAUCGAGCAGCUGAAACGCUGCGAGAUCAUCAAGGAGAACGAGGUUAAGGCCCUGUGUGCCAAGGCUCGCGAGAUCCUGGUGGAGGAAGGCAAUGUGCAGCGUGUGGACUCGCCGGUGACCGUCUGCGGCGACAUCCACGGUCAGUUCUACGACCUGAAGGAGCUCUUCAAGGUGGGCGGCGAUGUGCCCGAGAAGAACUAUCUCUUCAUGGGCGAUUUCGUCGACCGUGGCUACUACAGCGUGGAGACGUUCCUGCUGCUGCUGGCGCUGAAGGUGCGCUAUCCGGAUCGCAUCACGCUGAUCCGCGGCAACCACGAGUCGCGCCAGAUAACGCAGGUGUACGGCUUCUACGACGAGUGCCUGCGCAAGUACGGCUCGACGGCCGUGUGGCGCUACUGCACGGAGAUCUUCGACUACCUCAGCCUCUCGGCGAUCAUCGACGGCAAGAUAUUCUGCGUGCACGGCGGCCUGUCGCCGUCCAUCCAGUACCUGGACCAGAUCCGCAGCAUCGAUCGCAAGCAGGAGGUGCCGCACGACGGCCCCAUGUGCGAUCUGCUCUGGAGCGAUCCGGAGGAUCAGACCGGCUGGGGCGUUUCGCCGCGCGGCGCUGGCUACCUCUUUGGCUCGGACGUCGUCUCCCAGUUCAAUCGCACCAACGAGAUCGACAUGAUAUGCCGUGCGCACCAGCUGGUGAUGGAGGGCUUCAAAUGGCACUUCAACGAAACCGUCCUGACCGUCUGGUCGGCACCCAACUACUGCUAUCGCUGCGGCAAUGUGGCUGCCAUCUUGGAGCUGAACGAGUACCUGCACCGCGACUUUGUCAUCUUUGAGGCGGCUCCGCAGGAGAGUCGCGGCAUACCUUCCAAGAAGCCCCAGGCAGACUACUUUCUUUAAGACGAGAGCGCAGUCGCCGCUUCCACGGGGAAGUGGGUACCCACUGGUGGCUGACACAAAUCAUCUAGGGAAAACAAAACUGCCAGGAUGCCUAAGCUAAGCAAACGCGAGCUGCAAGUGCGUGAAAAACGAUUGUAACAUAAACACAAGCUAGCACAUCAAACCGGCGGCAAGCGAACCCAAAAGCAACCGGUUACUGUUCCGAAUUCAUUUCCAGAUUUUACGUUCUUUAGAACUACUUGGAUAUCUUUUUUUUUAACAUUCGUUUUACCUUCCAUCUGUGUUUAAUCUGACCAUUUGCGAUCUUAUGAUGGCUGUUUGUGCUGUUAGGUGUCCGUGGAAGUCAUCUAGUGUGUGUAGAGAUCAAUAUCAUGGAUCGCGUAUGAAACCUGCGCGUCGCAUCUAGCUACUAACUAAUAGGAUUAAUCACCCUUGUCCGCGACUCCUUCGAAUUCGCCUGGCGCAGACAGACGGUCUGCAGACCCACCGGCAGCCGCCUUCUCUUCUACGCGAAUUCCCUGAGAUCGGGCGACGCACUAUUUAUAUAAGCGUAGGUUAAAGCAAUAAGCUAUGUAUCGACCGUCGAGUCGCGUAAAGGCGACACAAUUAGAAAGGAAUUAAAUGCGAAAAGUCGUCAAAAUGUU
Drosophila ficusphila is the source of this 1812-nucleotide messenger RNA. RefSeq names its product serine/threonine-protein phosphatase 4 catalytic subunit (gene Pp4-19C). The record is from RefSeq and is a predicted model, not a curated record. Lineage: Eukaryota; Metazoa; Arthropoda; Insecta; Diptera; Drosophilidae. Gene Ontology annotation, molecular function: protein serine/threonine phosphatase activity. Bases 245 to 1168 code for a protein of 307 amino acids. The transcript has 3 exons. Gene Ontology annotation, biological process: double-strand break repair via homologous recombination; peptidyl-serine dephosphorylation. Gene Ontology annotation, cellular component: nucleus; cytoplasm.